Molecule: messenger RNA, 534 nt
Organism: Alexandromys fortis (reed vole)
Lineage: Eukaryota; Metazoa; Chordata; Mammalia; Rodentia; Cricetidae
Gene: CUNH9orf57
Product: chromosome unknown C9orf57 homolog
Exons: 4
Coding region: 1-534 (177 amino acids)
Source: RefSeq, a predicted model, not a curated record
AUGAGGGCGCUCAAGGGCAAUUCCGGAAUGUUCUUGCAGGAAGAACCUGCAUUAGCAAACCGAGUAGGGAAGAGUUGUCAAAGUGGAAAACGCAGCACAGACCUUCUUUUCCUACACUUCUCAUUAAAUGCAGGACACAGCUCAGGUCUGGGCUGCAUCUUCUACUUAGACAUCUCUUCCGGAAAGGAGAGGCGCUAUAUUUCGGUCCCUCUCUCCUCUUCUCUUUUGCUCUGCUCAUUCGCUCUGGUCUCCAUCGCAAUUGCCCCCUUCUUCGCUGUCCUUGGAGACGUCGGAGGUGUGAUUUGCAGGUCGUGCAAUCUCUCCAUCCCGUUCCAUGGAUGUCUGUUAGACCUUGGAACCUGCAGAACAAAGCCCGGUCAGUUUUGUAUAAAAGAGAGCCUUGCUAAAGGUGGGGUCCAGUGGUAUUCAGUGAAAGGCUGCACGGAGGACAAAUCGGAGUGCUUCAAGAGAACGGUGAAGAAUUACGAAAUCCGCGCUACUCACUGCUGCCACCGUCCCAUGUGCAACUUCUGA